Zea mays is the source of this 1373-nucleotide messenger RNA. RefSeq names its product 2-dehydro-3-deoxyphosphooctonate aldolase. Gene Ontology annotation, molecular function: 3-deoxy-8-phosphooctulonate synthase activity. Bases 130 to 1005 code for a protein of 291 amino acids. Gene Ontology annotation, biological process: biosynthetic process. Lineage: Eukaryota; Viridiplantae; Streptophyta; Magnoliopsida; Poales; Poaceae. Gene Ontology annotation, cellular component: cytoplasm. The record is from RefSeq and is marked provisional. The transcript has 14 exons.
CUUCCACUCUCCCUUGACCUGUCUCCUUCACCUGCUGAUUGCUGUGCCGCUCCGCUCCGCUCCGGUGGCAUCUGCAUCUGCAUCUCCAUCCCUCGAUCUGUCUUCUCUCAGGGUGGAAUAAGCGUGACAAUGGAGGCUCCACCCGUGGCGCUGUUCGACACCCUCAAGGCAGCCAAACCGUUCUUCUUGUUGGCUGGUCCCAACGUGAUUGAAUCGGAGGAGCACGUCCUGAAGAUGGCCAAACACAUCAAAGCAAUUACGACCAAGCUUGGAAUUCCGCUCGUGUUCAAGUCCAGCUUUGAUAAAGCAAACCGUACAUCAUCAAAAUCAUUCCGUGGUCCUGGUCUUGAAGAAGGUCUUAAGAUCCUUCAAAAGGUGAAAGCAACAUAUGACCUUCCGAUAGUCACUGAUGUGCACGAAAGCCACCAGUGUGAAGCUGUUGGAAGAGUUGCUGACAUCAUACAGAUUCCAGCCUUCCUCUGUCGCCAGACUGAUCUUCUAGUGGCUGCUGCUAAGACUGGAAAAAUUAUCAAUAUCAAGAAAGGACAAUUCUGUGCGCCUUCUGUUAUGGUGAACUCUACAGAGAAAGUAAGGCUUGCUGGGAAUCCAAAUGUGAUGGUCUGUGAGCGUGGUACCAUGUUUGGCUACAAUGAUCUAUUUGUUGACCCAAGGAACCUUGAGUGGCUGAGGGAAAGCAACUGCCCAGUUGUAGCUGAUGUAACACAUGCUCUACAGCAACCAGCUGGAAGAAAGCUUGAUGGUGGAGGUGUUGCAAGCGGUGGGCUACGAGAACUAAUACCGUGCAUUGCAAGGACUUCUGUUGCUGUUGGUGUUGAUGGUAUUUUCAUGGAGGUACAUGAUGACCCCUUGAAUGCACCAUGCGAUGGCCCAACUCAAUGGCCGUUGCGCAAUCUGGAAGAGCUGUUGGAGGAAUUAAUUGCAAUUGCUCGAGUUACCAAGGGAAAGAAGCCAUUCAAGAUCGACCUCACUCCGUUCCAGGAGUGAUCUGCUUUGGUUGAUAGAAAGCACAAUGCCACCAUCCAUGGAAUUCCACAGGGUGGAUUUCAAUAUGAAUUGAGUACUUGCUAUUGUUGGGAGUAUACCUGCAGUGGAUGACUUAGACUAUCUCUAGCAGAUUCUUUAUCUCAUUCCGUAUUUUAUUUCCUUUUUCAAACUCCACUCCGCAAACAGUGUCAAACAGUGUUGUCAUCUACAGUUUCGCAUUCCCUGUUUUACCCUAUCUACUCGAGACAGUCUUAUCACCGAACAAACUAUUGUGUUGAAACCUGCCGGAUUGGUUUGUGUUAUUUCACCAGUUGUGCCAUGUUGGACUAACAAUAUCGCUAAACAAAUGCAAUUGUUGGUUAUGUUCU